Knipowitschia caucasica is the source of this 504-nucleotide messenger RNA. The record is from the annotation of a GenBank genome assembly. NCBI's taxonomy places the organism in Eukaryota, Metazoa, Chordata, Actinopteri, Gobiiformes, Gobiidae.
AUGAAGGCUGUGUUUUUAAUGAAAAACACCAGCUCUAUGUUUGGUCUAAAUGUAGGAGUUUUAAAGGAAUUUACCCCAUCCCUAUCGCAAAGAAACGUGACUUGUUAUCCAAGCAGCAUGGUCCAUCUAUCGUCUCUACUGUCGAAGCAGUACCAUGGAGGUCAUGUGGUCAUCCGGCUGGCCCUCGCUGGACACAACCAGGCCAACAGACCCUUCUACCGUAUCGUGGCCGCGUUCAACAAGAGAGCGCGGGACGGGAAGUACAUGGAGCAGCUCGGGACGUAUGACCCACUCCCCAACAUUUACAACGAGAAACUAGUGAGCCUCAACUUCGACCGCAUCAAGUACUGGAUUGGCUGUGGAGCGCACACCAGCAAACCAGUGUCCAAGCUUCUGGGUUUAGCUGGGUUUUUCCCUCUUCAUCCGAUGACGGUGACUGAAGCAGAGCGUCGCAGGGCAGCAGCUCUGACUGAGAGCUCCAGAGAGAGAGAGGAAGAGCUGUGA